AUGGCAAGCUCCACACCUAUACUUCAGCAAGCGGCUGUGGUAUCAAACCCGGGAGAGAGUUAUACAAUCUCGCUUCAAAAUGAUGUACCGGUCGCAACCCCAGGGACCAACGAGAUUCUCGUCAAAUUAAGUUGCACAGGGUUAUGUCGCUCUGAGCUUCGGGCCGCUCUAGCAUGGGGAGCAUACAACUCCAUCAUCGGCCACGAAGGAGUCGGCGUGGUGGUAAAAGCCGGAGCCGAAGCAUCCCAGUCUCUCCUGGGAAAGCGUGUUGGUGUCAAGUGGCUAUAUAGCGCUUGCAAUGAUUGUUCGGUGUGUAAGCGCGGCUAUCCACAUAACUGCGCACAGCAACUCAAUACAAGCCGUCAUGUUCCUGGAACUUUGCAACAAUACGUCAUCGCUGAUGCGAGGUUCGUGACUAUGAUUCCGGACGACGUGAGCGAUGAGAUUGCGGCGCCACUGCUGUGCGCUGGAUUAACGAUGGUCGGAGCACUGUCUAAGCUUGAUAAUGAGCUUCAUGCUGGUGACUUUGUUGUGAUCUCUGGGUCUGGCGGUGGCCUUGGUCAUAUUGGUGUUCAACUCGCUUCGAGGAUGAAGUAUCUUCGCGUCAUUGCAGUUGAUAGUGGAGAGGAUAAGAAGGCACUCAGUAUUGAGUCUGGUGCUGAAUUCUUCAUCGAUUAUAAGACUGAGGAUGCUGUGACUCGAGUGCGCGAUAUCACUGGAGAGGGCGCACAUGCAACAAUCGUUGUUCCGGGGACUGAAGAGGCUCUGGAAAUGGCACCUAAAUUGGUGAGGAAUAUGGGAUUCGUGGUUAAUGUUGGACUUCCAAGGAAUGACUUGAAUAUCCCACUUUCUGCCACAAUCUGCACGGCCCGAGGGCUCACUUUCAUUGGAUCUUCUGUGGGCACUGAAAAUCAGAUGAGUGAUCUUCUCGGCGCAGCUGCCUCUGGCAAAAUCACACCAUCUAUCGAAGUCUUCGAGUUCCCGUCAGUCCCAGAUUUGGUGGCUCGGUUGAAGGAUGAUGGCAUCACUGGCAGAGCUGUCGUCAAGCUACCUCAAUAG
This is a messenger RNA of Penicillium brevicompactum, 1059 nucleotides long. RefSeq names its product zinc-dependent alcohol dehydrogenase. The transcript has 3 exons. The record is from RefSeq and is a predicted model, not a curated record. Lineage: Eukaryota; Fungi; Ascomycota; Eurotiomycetes; Eurotiales; Aspergillaceae. Gene Ontology annotation, molecular function: zinc ion binding; oxidoreductase activity. Bases 1 to 1059 code for a protein of 352 amino acids.